Molecule: messenger RNA, 2338 nt
Organism: Dicentrarchus labrax (European seabass)
Lineage: Eukaryota; Metazoa; Chordata; Actinopteri; Moronidae
Gene: mitfa
Product: melanocyte inducing transcription factor a
Exons: 9
Coding region: 402-1619 (405 amino acids)
Biological process (GO): melanocyte differentiation; regulation of transcription by RNA polymerase II
Cellular component (GO): nucleus
Molecular function (GO): DNA-binding transcription factor activity, RNA polymerase II-specific; protein dimerization activity; RNA polymerase II cis-regulatory region sequence-specific DNA binding
Source: RefSeq, a predicted model, not a curated record
GUUUUCCUGGUGCUCAGAACAAAUAAUGUUUUAUACUAGAUGAGCAGAACUAAAGAUUAAACGUUAGUUGGCCUUAAGCAUUCUUCAGUUCGCAGACUACUGGCCAACCAGUUAAAAGACUCCUUUGUGAGCUGGAGGUGGUGACGUCAAAUGGGCUCUAUAAAGACAUAAAUUCAUAGUUUAGCUGGAACAACACAGCAGUAGGAGGAUGAGUCUCUGUGUCCUCCUCCAUUUCUUAACUUGCAUAACUAAUGAGCCUUAAGCCCUGGAUAAAUUAAGCAGGGACUGGUGACUGCUCUCAGAUUUGCACAUGCUAGCUUGCUGUUCACAGUGUAGGCUAACAAGAUAAAGGGAUUAUAUACUGUUUGUAGAUUAUUUUGAUCAAUUACCGCUCAAAUAACAUGUUGGAGAUGCUUGAAUACAGCCACUAUCAGGUGCAAUCCCACCUGGAGAAUCCCACCAAGUACCACAUCCAGCAGGCUCAGAGGCAGCAGGUGAGGCAGUAUCUGUCCACUACCCUGGGUGGUAAAGCCGGCAGCCAGUGCCCCAGCCAGCCCCCCGAGCACGGCAUGCCACCCGGACCCGGCAGCAGUGCCCCCAACAGUCCCAUGGCCCUGCUCACCCUCAGCUCCAACUGUGAGAAAGAGAUGGAUGAUGUCAUUGAUGAUAUUAUUAGCUUGGAGUCAAGUUACAAUGAAGAUGUUCUUGGACUUAUGGACCCAGGACUUCAAAUUAACAACCAGCUCCCUGUGUCUGGUAACCUCCUCGAUGUGUACCACAACCCAGGACUUCCACUCCCUGGCCUUGGCAUCAGCAACUCCUGUUCACCCAACAUUAAGAGGGAAUACACAGCUCCUGGCAUGAAGCAAGUACUGGACAAGCCGGGAUCCUGUGGCCAGUAUGAAAGCUAUCAAAGGCCAGAGGGCUUUCCAGUAGAGGCUGAAGUUCGUGCUCUUGCUAAAGAGAGACAGAAGAAAGACAACCACAACUUAAUUGAACGAAGACGGAGAUUCAACAUCAAUGAUCGCAUCAAGGAGCUGGGAACCUUGAUACCAAAGUCAAAUGAUCCAGACAUGCGCUGGAAUAAGGGCACCAUUCUGAAAGCCUCAGUGGACUAUAUCAGGAGGCUACAGCGGGAGCAGCAGAGAGCCAAGGAGCUUGAGUGCAGACAGAGGAAGCUGGAGCACGCAAACCGCCAUCUAAUGCUUCGUAUACAGGAGUUGGAGAUCCAGGCCCGCGCUCAUGGUAUUACAGUGGUGUCAUCCCCAUCUGUCUGUACAUCAGAUUUGAUAGCGCGAGCCAUUAAACAGGAGCCUGUCCUCGGCGACUGCCCCUCAGAUGUCUACCAUAGCUCAACUCCUGACAUGUCCCCUCCGACCACACUAGACCUCAACAACGGCACCAUCACCUUCGACCAGAUUCCUGCAGACGCUGGGGACCCUGGCCAUUAUGGAAACUCCAGGACCUGUAAAAUGAAGGAAUUGGUAAGGGACAACACCCUGUCGCCAAUUUCCCCAAGUGAUCCUCUGCUGUCCUCGAUGUCCCCAGAUGGCUCCAACAACAUUAGCAGCCACCACAGUUCCUGCUCUAGUAUGGAGGAGAAGGAGCAAGGCUGUUAGCAUUGUCCAAUGCCAUGAGCCAUACUGACACUUCGUAUCUGUAGCAUCCCAAUGAGGCACCUCAACUUAAAGUGACUCCAUAUUUUUAUUUUUACUUUUUGCCAAUUUAUUGCUGAACUCUAAUGUUCAAAUACUGUUUGUUAAUUUAACUGAGAUAUUUCAGUCCCUCCACUGUACACAGCAUUUUUACAUUCUUCUAAUCGUAAUGCCGUAUAGGACAGUUCAGAAUCACUUGACAUUAUAGAGGGUGACUGACAAAUAUGACAAUCUGCUGUUAUUAUAGCCUGGUCAACUUAAUAACUUUACUAUUUUUAGACUGUUUAUUUUUGUCUUUAUUUAAACUAGGGUUUCUCAUAUGUGUCCCAAAUAUACCAUGCUCUGUAUUGAACUGUACUGAGAUAUGUGAAAAUGUUUUGGUCGGUUAAAAUGUUAGUAAAGUGCAAAAGUUUACUGUAAUGUUCAAACUUGCCAGGAAAAAAAAGAUUCACUUCUUGUAGACAGAAUAUUAGACUGCUGACUCAGAGUCAAUCUAACAGUGUUUAACUUCUGAAGGUUACAUUGCAAGAAAAUGCACAAAAUAUAAAUUGGUAUUUAAAUAUUAAAGGAUCAAGAGGUGCAUAUUAUUGCAUAUUAGUAAUUGUUUCUAGACAUAUUUAACAUGUAUUAUUACCCCAAGCUCUUGUAUUCUGAGGAAAAAACAAACAUUGUCAAGAUGAGAA